UACAAAAGUCACAAUCAAAAAUAUCUUAUCCAGAUUUAUGUGCAUAAAAAUUAUUUCAUAACUUUUUUUUAUUUUGAAGCAUUAACCAACCGUCAGGUUCUGAACAGGUGACUUAAAAAUUGAAACGGAAAUUGCCAAUAAACUGAUUAAUUAAAAAUAAAACUAUUCAGGACAUCCCCUGAAAACAUUGGCACGGUCCCCGAUGAAUCUACUAAUUAUAGUCUGCGUGCCGGUGUUGAGUCCCCAAAUGCAAAUCAGAUUGCCGAUCAUCAGUCGUCGUUGGUGACGCCUUUCGGUCCAGACAGGCGGGCGUCGGGACGUCGUCGUCGACAAAACAGCCGUUAUGUGUUGGGAGGGUGGUUCUGUGGAGCAUUUUCUCAAAUGCACCAGCGGCCUGCUGACGAUCUAUUAUGCGAUAGUUGGUUUGGGUUUUAUUCUUUUCGGUGGGUUUGGUACAUUCCUCUUGUCGUUAGUGCAUCAUGUAAACACGCUAGAAAAGGAAUUAUUAACAGUACCAUCGAUUGUGUUUACUUUGGUGGGUAUCAUCUUGUUGUUCUUCGUCAUCUUUGGAUGCUGUGCUGUGUGUCGAGAGUCUCCUUGUUGCAUCGAAACUUACUCCGUUGUGUUGAUACUUCUUGCCAUCCUUCAAAUAGCCAUGGGUGGCUACUUGAUCUAUAAAUACGAAAACGUCAAUUACAUUGCAAACCUAAACCAAGUAAUUGGAGCCGACUUGAACAGGAUGAACGAUUUGGACGUUGUGCAAGACUGGCUGAGCUGUUGCGGAAGAGAAUCCAAAGAUGAAUACGACGACAGCACCAUUCCCAAAACAUGUUGCGAUGAAAAUCUGGAAUUCUGCACAAAAUCCAGAGCUCACAACGAGGGUUGUCACGAUGCUCUUUUAGAAAUAACGUUCUUCUUUAAUUAUUACAUCGCUUGGAUCUCGAUCGUUGUUGGUAUUACCGAGCUCAUUGGUGCCAUUUUUGGUUUUUGCGUCUCAUGUGGAGUUUGGAGAAAGCAGUCCUUGUCGUGGGCGUAAAUGUUCUCUUGCAAUUUAAAUCCUCUGUACAAGAAAUAUUUUUUAAUACGUACUAUAGUUUUUGUAUGUAUGUAGAUAGAUAAAAAUGAUGUAUUUACGUGAUGAACGAACAAAUCUAUGUAUUAUUGUUAUUUUUAUUUAAAAUUAUUUUAAAUAAAAAAUACUUAAAUUGUG
Aethina tumida (small hive beetle) is the source of this 1210-nucleotide messenger RNA. Its product is annotated as tetraspanin-7-like. The coding region runs from base 344 to 1036 and encodes 230 amino acids. The record is from RefSeq and is a predicted model, not a curated record. NCBI's taxonomy places the organism in Eukaryota, Metazoa, Arthropoda, Insecta, Coleoptera, Nitidulidae. The transcript is spliced from 5 exons. Gene Ontology annotation, cellular component: membrane.